AUGUGCAUCACGCGGCUGCUCUUCCUCGUGACCGGCGCGGCUGCGACCACGUCCCUGUACGUGGACCCGAACGUCGGCAACGACGUCACGAACGACGGCAGCCUCGCUCGGCCGCUUCAAACGAUUGCGAAAGCGCAAGCCGUCGUUCGCAGUCUUCUGCAAGCCCAGCAGGUAUCCGGCGUCUACAGCCCGAUCGACGUCGUCUUGCGGGCCGGCACUCAUACCGUGUCCUCGACUCUGUCGUUUGGGCCUCAAGACAGCGGCGCGUCCGCAUCAGCCCGCGUCUCGUACAAGGCCUACUGCAACCCAUCGGCGCCGUCCGAUUUGACAGUGCUGCCGUACCCGUACAUCAUGAAUGCGACAGCGCAGCUGCGGUAUCUCUGGAACGGCGUCAACCGUCCUUCGGCGUGGACAGGGCCCGCCGAUCCGCUCGCGCAGCUGGGCAUUCGUGCACUCAGCAGCACGACGCUGCCGCCGCUCGUGCUACCGCCCGUGUGCUUUGACCUCGUUGGUGUCGGGCACACGUGCUACACAGUCGAAGCGCCGUGCGUCUCGGACUGCAUGACCGCGUGUCAGCGCAACGUUGACAAGCGGAUUUACUCGACCGCCGUGUACGAUCAGUUUUACCUCCUCUUUGGCCGGGAUUUGCGCAGCGAGGACGAGUGCGUCGGGCUCUGUGUGCAAAUGUGCACCACAUGCGAACAACCGAUUUUGUCGGGCAUGCAGACCAUCACGAACGGCGCGUGGACGCCAUUUGUGGCGCCCGCGUGGAUGGCGCCAGCGCGCCCAAUCUACUCGCUCAACUUGGCCGGGCGCAAUGUGCAAUCGAUCUCGGAUGUGUACCUCAAUGGCGACACACGCCUCCCCCGCGCUGGGUUUCCAAACGCCGUGCUGCAACCCAAUGGAAGCUGUACAUCGCAAUAUGCGCCGACAUUUAACGGAUCUGCGCGCAGCUUUGCUUUCGACCCGACCUCGUUCUCGUCCAAGUUGGCGUAUUGGACAAAUGUGGCAUCCAUGUUUAUCGAAGUGCAGCUCGGCAGCGGGGCCAAUGUAUGGUACAGUGCCGCCAGUCUUGCGAGCAACGUGAUUGGUCUGGGCGCGGGUGGCGGUCAAGUGUCACCCCAAGUCUUUCGAAAUGGUGUUCCGUGGAAUGCGACGACUGCCCGCUUUCGCGCCGAGAACAUUUUCGCCGAGCUGGACGCCCCCGGCGAAUGGUUUUACGACGCGGCAACGUCGACGCUAUAUCUGAUUCCACCAACUGGCGUCAGCUUGGCGUCGGCCAGCAUUUCGUUUCCGACUGUGAAGCAGCUACUGCAGAUCCAGGGGACGCCGGGCAUCGACCUCGGCUACAGUGCACCUGGAUACUACACAAUUAUUACCGCUAAUGAGACAGAGACGGCGGCGCCCCGGGCCCAAGCGGGUUGGACGUCCCACUUGACGUUUGACGGACUCACGUUUAUGGGCACGGCACGGACCGAAAUGGAGCUGUACGAAGCGCUACCCGGUCAUCCGUGGACCCAAACACGCGUGGCCGCCGUGUACAUUGAGAGUGCGAGGGACAUUGUGAUCCGUCGAUCCACCUUUACCAAUUUGCGUGGCAACGCCGUCAUGCUAUCGGGACGCAACCAAGAGAUUCAUGUGGUCCACAACCACUUCAAACAGCUUGGUGCGACAGCCGUCGCGGUCCUUCCGCGUGGCGUCACAGCCUUUCCCAACCUGUACCGCUUCGAGAUCUUCCACACGAUGCUCUCCAAUAUCUCGUUCAACCAAAUCCACGACUUUGGCCUGGUGACGACCCAAUCAGCAGCGAUUUGGAUGCUCUCGACCAAUCAAACAAUCGUUCGCGGCAACUUGGUCUACAAUAUCCCCCCGAGCGGCGUCAGCUACAGCUUUACCAACAGCAACGGAGAUGCCACCAAGCCGGGAUACCUCUUGCGACCGCUGCCCGCGCCAGUGAGUCCCGCCACGGUGCUGGCCAACAGUUUGAGCACCACGUACGCGGUCGUCGUCGACAUUGGGCGGUUCGACAUUCCUGUGGUCGCAAAGCUCAUUGGUGCACCGAUUUGCGCUCCGUCACAAGGACGAGGGGGCGCGCUGUACGGCCAGCAGCACAGCGGGUGUUCGGGUUGCUGUCCUACAACUUCUGGCACGAGUACGAUUCAAAACACCGCGCUCCCGGCUGUGACGGGGCUCGCGGUGCCGCUGCGCCCUGGUGAUAUGCUGCAGCUGCAGGUGACAUCGGCACCGUACUAUAGCGCCCCCGUCGAUGUCUAUGUGGGUUUUCACAUUGUGACGCCCAACCGUGUCGUCGAGGUGCCCGGCUGGCGCUUCCACUGGCAAUCGUCACCUGUGGCGGUCCCUGUGGCUGUCCAUUGA
This is a messenger RNA of Saprolegnia diclina VS20, 2376 nucleotides long. RefSeq lists its product as hypothetical. The transcript is spliced from 15 exons. Bases 1 to 2376 code for a protein of 791 amino acids. The record is from RefSeq and is a predicted model, not a curated record. Lineage: Eukaryota; Oomycota; Saprolegniomycetes; Saprolegniales; Saprolegniaceae.